Musca domestica (house fly) is the source of this 2361-nucleotide messenger RNA. RefSeq names its product cardioacceleratory peptide receptor (gene CCAP-R). Lineage: Eukaryota; Metazoa; Arthropoda; Insecta; Diptera; Muscidae. The coding region runs from base 193 to 2127 and encodes 644 amino acids. Gene Ontology annotation, biological process: G protein-coupled receptor signaling pathway. The transcript has 5 exons. Gene Ontology annotation, cellular component: membrane. The record is from RefSeq and is a predicted model, not a curated record. Gene Ontology annotation, molecular function: vasopressin receptor activity.
CAACAACAACAACAAUAUAUAUAUAUACGUCCAAUAAUUAGUCACAACAACGAUUACCGCAACUCCUCUUGCGAAGAAAAAUAUUUGAAUAAAACCCAAACAUUGGAAAAUCUCGAACUAAUAUCCUUUUACACAACAUUAUAUGGGCACUUGAUUUCGUGGCACACAACUAGGAUACCGAAUAACCACUCAAUGCAAACUACCAUGUUUAACUAUGUCGAGGCUCUGCUGGCACCCAAACUGCAGUACAAUGGCCAGUGGUUGAAAUCGACAACAACAUCACGACCACCAGUAACAUCAGACUUUUAUCACACACUUGGCCACACAAGCAACCCGCAACCACAACAACAGCAGCAACACGAACAGCGACUACGACAACGACGUGCAACACGCGAUAAACAAUUCAAAAUGGUGGCGGAUGACAAUGUUCAGCAAAAUUUUGCCACUCAACUGAACAAUGACAACAACCACAUCGCAAACAACAACAACAUCAAUGGCAGCAGUAAAAAUGCAACAGCAACGACAUUCCCAUCGACAUUCGGUCCCAUUACACCGGUCAUUUCACAGAUUCUUGCAACGCCAAUGAAAACAUCAGCAACAGCUGCCAGCAAUGCCAUUACCUCAACACGCUCCCCCUACAUGCUGCUGACAACGUCAGCCGUAACAGCUGUAACCUCAACAUUGGUCAAUAGUAGCAGGGUCGAUGGUGCGGGUGUGGGUGCGAGUGGUGCGAUAGCCAUGAUUGCUCCAUCACCACCCUCGUCCUCCUCGCUAAACAUCAGUUUUGCAAUGACCUCGCCAACCGCCGCCGCCGCUGCUGUUGCAGCCGUAGCAUCGUCCACCCCAGCCACAACCAUUACACCCUCAACAGGAUCCGUGUUCUUUGAAGGUGAUCUCCUGCCAACGGUAUUCGUCACUGGCAAUGGCAAUGGGAACAGCAGGAAUAACACAACAACGGUUGCGGGCAUGGACGACGAUGACAAUUUGAAUUCGUUCUACUUCUAUGAGACAGAACAAUUUGCCGUUCUAUGGAUUCUAUUCACCAUCAUUGUCCUGGGCAACUCGGCGGUAUUGUUUGUCAUGUUCAUGAAUAAAAAUCGCAAGUCACGCAUGAAUUAUUUUAUAAAACAAUUGGCGCUGGCAGAUUUAUGUGUGGGCCUGCUGAAUGUCCUGACCGAUAUUAUAUGGCGCAUAACGAUAUCCUGGCGAGCCGGAAAUAUAGCCUGUAAAAUAAUACGGUUCUCUCAGGUGUGUGUGACGUAUUCGUCGACAUAUGUCCUGGUGGCCAUGAGCAUCGACAGGUAUGAUGCCAUUACGCAUCCAAUGAAUUUUUCCAAAUCAUGGAAACGAGCCCGCCAUCUGGUGGCCGGUGCCUGGAUUGUCUCUGCCUUAUUCUCCCUGCCCAUUCUGAUGCUGUACGAAGAGAAAAACGUCCAAGGACAAACUCAAUGUUGGAUUGAAUUGGGCUCACCGCUGUCGUGGCAAAUCUACAUGGGCCUGGUGUCGGCUACCCUUUUUGCCUUUCCCGCCCUCAUUAUUUCGGCCUGCUAUGCCAUUAUCGUCAAGACGAUAUGGGCCAAGGGUUCGAUUUUUGUGCCUGCCGAAAGGGCUGGCUUUGGCAGCAAUACAACGACGAGGAGGGCCAGCAGCCGUGGCAUUAUACCUCGGGCCAAGGUGAAAACAGUUAAAAUGACAUUCGUCAUUGUCAUCGUUUUCAUUGUUUGCUGGUCGCCGUACAUUAUCUUCGAUUUGCUGCAAGUCUUUGGCCACAUCCCACAGACACAGACGAACAUUGCCAUAGCCACAUUCAUACAGAGUUUGGCACCGCUCAAUUCGGCAGCAAAUCCCCUGAUUUAUUGUCUCUUCUCGUCGACGGUGUUUAGGACAUUAAGCCGUUAUCCUCCCUUCAAAUGGUUCACCUGCUGUUGUAAGUCAUAUCGCCACAACUCCACAACGAAUCGUUGCAACACGGUUGGUAGGCGUUUGCAUAAUAGCUGUGAUUCAAUGCGCACCCUAACCACCUCGUUGACGGUUUCGAGGCGCUCCAACAAGGGCACCACCAGGGUGGUCAUCUGCGAGAGACCCAAAUCGAAUUCGAUCCAUCACAACGCCAUGUCGGAGGUAUGAUAGCAGCAGCAUUGUGCGCGUUGCUCCAGUGUCAUUUUGUAUCGCUCGACGCGCUUCACUCCCAUGGAAUAUCUUUAAGUGAAAGGAGAGAGAUUCGAUUAGUUGUUAAGUUUUAGUUGAUACACUUCUUCUUGUUUUUGUAAGUAAAAUGCUUCUGUGGUAAAAUAACAAAUAUGAAGAACGAGGGAAUAUAAGGCACAAGAUAAAGUUGUUUUUCAAAACCUACAAAAAUAU